Fraxinus pennsylvanica is the source of this 1875-nucleotide messenger RNA. The record is from the annotation of a GenBank genome assembly. NCBI's taxonomy places the organism in Eukaryota, Viridiplantae, Streptophyta, Magnoliopsida, Lamiales, Oleaceae.
AUGGAACCUGUGAAGGUAUCUAAAGCAACGUGGAUGACAGACGGGACCCACUGGCCAGGCACUUGGACAGUUCCUACUCACGAGCAUUCUAAGGGUGACCAUGCAGGAAUCAUACAGGUAAUGUUGAAACCUCCAAGUGAAGAACCUCUUCACGGGACAACUGUUGAGAACAGUCCACUUGAUUUUACCGAAGUUGACAUUCGGCUUCCCUUGCUUGUGUAUGUUUCUCGUGAAAAGCGUCCUGGGUAUGACCACAAUAAGAAAGCUGGGGCCAUGAAUGCGUUGGUUCGAGCCUCAGCCAUAAUGUCCAAUGGCCCAUUUAUACUUAACCUUGACUGUGAUCACUACAUCUACAACUCUCAGGCAAUAAGAGAAGGCAUGUGUUUUAUGAUGGACCGUGGUGGGGACCGUAUUUGUUAUGUCCAGUUUCCGCAGAGGUUUGAGGGAAUAGAUCCAUCUGAUCGUUAUGCAAAUCACAAUACAGUUUUCUUUGAUGUCAACAUGCGUGCUUUGGACGGGCUUCAGGGUCCAGUUUAUGUGGGCACUGGAUGCCUCUUUCGCAGGACUGCACUUUACGGCUUUGACCCUCCCCGAUCAAAGGACUACCACUUUGGUUGUUGUAGCUGUUGUUCUUCCCGUCCUAAGAGAAGUUUAUCGGUUUCUUCUGCACCUGAGGAACACAGAGCACUUAGAAUGGGAGAUUCUGAUGAUGAUCAAAUGAAUCCUUCUCUCUUCUCUAAAAGGUUUGGAAACUCAAUUUUUCUUAUUGAUUCAAUUCCAGUGGCAGAAUUUCAAGGCAGACCACUUGCAGAUCACCCUGCUGUAAAGAAUGGACGACCACCAGGUGCUCUAACCAUUCCCAGGGAACUCUUUGAUGCAUCUACUGUUGUCGAGGCAAUUAGUGUCAUAUCGUGCUGGUAUGAAGAUAAAACGGAGUGGGGCAAUCGGGUUGGAUGGAUUUAUGGGUCUGUUACGGAAGAUGUGGUAACAGGUUAUAGGAUGCAUAAUCGUGGUUGGAGAUCUAUAUAUUGCGUGACUAAGAGGGAUGCUUUCCGUGGUACGACACCAAUCAAUCUAACCGACAGGCUUCACCAAGUCCUUCGAUGGGCCACUGGUUCAGUCGAGAUCUUCUUUUCACGUAAUAAUGCUUUUCUAGCCAGUCCUAAAAUGAAAAUUCUGCAGAGAAUUGCUUACCUUAAUGUUGGUAUCUAUCCAUUCACCUCUGUGUUUCUGAUAGUAUACUGCUUCCUUCCUGCAUUGUCGCUCUUCUCUGGUCAGUUUAUUGUCCAGACUCUAAAUGUUACCUUUCUCACAUACCUCCUCGUAAUCACUUUGACGCUUUGCAUGCUGGCUGUCCUCGAGAUCAAGUGGUCUGGCAUUGCUUUGGAAGAAUGGUGGCGUAACGAGCAAUUCUGGUUGAUUGGAGGCACAAGUGCGCAUCUUGCUGCCGUGCUUCAGGGACUACUCAAGGUCAUUGCUGGGAUCGAGAUCUCAUUUACUUCGACAUCCAAAUCUGCUGGUGAUGAUAACGACGAUGACUUUGCUGAUCUCUACGUCAUAAAAUGGACGUCCUUGAUGAUUCCGCCUAUUACUAUCAUGAUAACUAACUUAAUUGCAAUAGCAGUUGGUUUCAGUCGGACAAUAUAUAGCACCAUACCGCAGUGGAGCCGUUUGCUCGGAGGAGUUUUCUUCAGCUUCUGGGUUUUGGCUCAUCUUUACCCAUUUGCAAAAGGACUGAUGGGACGACGUGGGAGGACACCGACAAUUGUGUAUGUUUGGUCAGGACUUAUUGCAAUCACCAUUUCACUUCUCUGGGUUGCCAUCAAUCCCCUUGCUGGUAACAAUCAAAUUGGAGGGUCCUUCCAGUUUCCAUGA